Olea europaea var. sylvestris is the source of this 1341-nucleotide messenger RNA. RefSeq names its product ribonucleoside-diphosphate reductase small chain-like. Bases 182 to 1171 code for a protein of 329 amino acids. The transcript has a single exon. Gene Ontology annotation, molecular function: oxidoreductase activity. Gene Ontology annotation, biological process: deoxyribonucleotide biosynthetic process. The record is from RefSeq and is a predicted model, not a curated record. NCBI's taxonomy places the organism in Eukaryota, Viridiplantae, Streptophyta, Magnoliopsida, Lamiales, Oleaceae.
AACUAUCCCAAUUUGGGUUCAUUCUCGCGCAAGCUUUCUUCCCAAAAUUCAAAUCCCCCGCUCAGAAUUUCAGAUUCAAAUUUCAUUCUUUUCCCCUAUUUAAUCUUCACAUUAUCCUCCUUAUUUUCCACAAGCAACCAUUUGUAUUUUGAUCCAAAAUCUUGAUUCAGUCUCCCCAAAAAUGCCUUCAAUUCCGGAAGAACCCAUCCUCGCCCCAACGCCAGAUCGAUUCUGCAUGUUCCCAAUUCAAUAUCCCCAAAUUUGGGAAAUGUACAAGAAGGCAGAGGCCUCGUUUUGGACGGCGGAAGAGGUUGAUUUGUCCCAGGAUAUACAGCACUGGGAAAAAUUGACCGACGAUGAGAAGCAUUUCAUUAAGCAUGUUCUUGCCUUUUUCGCCGCCUCGGAUGGCAUUGUUUUGGAGAAUCUCGCCGGAAGAUUCAUGAAAGAGGUUCAAAUCUCGGAGGCGCGUGCUUUUUAUGGGUUCCAGAUCGCGAUUGAGAAUAUCCAUUCCGAGAUGUAUAGUCUCCUUCUUGAGUCCUAUAUAAAGGAUUCAGAGGAGAAGAAUCGGCUUUUCCACGCGAUCGAGACCGUUCCUUGUGUUGAGAAGAAGGCCAAGUGGGCCCUCCGCUGGAUUGACGGCUCAGAAUCCUUUGCCGAGCGCAUACUCGCCUUUGCUUGCGUCGAAGGGAUUUUCUUCUCCGGAAGUUUCUGCGCUAUAUUUUGGCUAAAAAAGCGUGGAUUGAUGCCUGGAUUAACUUUUUCAAACGAGUUAAUCUCGAGAGACGAGGGUUUGCACUGUGAUUUUGCUUGCUUGCUCUACAGCCUUCUGAGAAUGAAACUGAGUGAGGAUCGAGUCAAGGGAAUUGUUGCUGAUGCGGUGGAUAUCGAGAGGGAAUUUGUCUGCGAUGCGCUUCCUUGUGCCCUGGUAGGAAUGAAUGGUUAUCUGAUGAGUCAGUACAUUGAAUUUGUAGCCGACAGACUGCUGAAUGCACUUGGGUACAGCAAAUUAUACAAUGUUCAAAACCCAUUUGAUUGGAUGGAAUUGAUCAGUUUACAGGGGAAAACAAAUUUCUUUGAGAAGAGGGUUGGUGAAUACCAGAAGGCAUCAGUCAUGUCAAGUUUGAAUGGAAACGGAGACACCCAUGUGUUCAAAAUUGAUGCAGAUUUCUGAUUAUAAUGGGUACUUUGCUUUAUUAUAUAGAUCUACAGUACUGGUAAUGGAUUAUCGUUUAAUUACAAAUACGUGAGUAUGAAUUUUUUUUAAUUAUUUAAAAUAUCGUUUGUAACAGUAGUUGUAAUCUGUAGUCUUUGUUUAAAUUAAUUUUUAACUUCGUCUUCAAA